UACACAACCGCGUGUUGACCCGCUGCGGCUGUCUGUCCGGGCACGGCUGAUGAUCCCAGACUCGUCCCGUUUCAGCGUCGCGAGUACGGACACACGUCGCCGCACUUCUUCUUAGCCGCCUGACGAAGCUCUCGCCAUGAAUCAUGAGAAGCUUGCCAAGCUCCAGGCGCAGGUCCGGAUAGGUGGGAAGGGAACAGCCCGCAGGAAGAAAAAGGUUGUUCACAAGACGGCAACAGCUGAUGACAAAAAACUCCAGAGUUCUUUGAAGAAACUGGCAGUGAACAAUAUUGCAGGGAUAGAAGAGGUGAACAUGAUAAAAGAUGAUGGCACAGUGAUCCACUUCAACAACCCCAAAGUGCAAGCGUCUCUGUCCGCCAACACCUUCGCCAUCACAGGCCACGCUGAGACCAAGCAACUCACAGAGAUGCUGCCGGGCAUCCUGAGUCAGCUCGGAGCUGACAGCCUCUCCAGCCUGCGCAAGCUGGCAGAGCACUUCCCUUGGCAAGCAGCUGAGACAAAGGCAGUCAAGAUGGCCAAAGUUGAGGAAGAAGAUGAUGAUGUACCAGAACUUGUGGAGAACUUCGAUGAAGCUUCGAAGAAUGAGAAAAACUAACAACCCCCCUUUUUUUUCUUUUCUGCCGACCAUCUCGCCUCUUGUGGUAAAGGGCAUUCGUUUCCUGUUAACGGGAAACGGUUGUGUGUGUGUGUGUGUGUGUGUGUGUGUGUGUGUGUACACAAUAUAGACCUGCCCUAAAGCCUCUUCUCCGGAGACGUCGACCACGGUGUACCUGCCGUAAUAGCACAGCAUGCAGACACUGUGGGACCCCUCUCUGGCAGGCUGUGUGGAGUCACCUGGUGUGUGUGUGUGUGUGUGUGUGUGUGUGUGCAAAGUCUGGGAUGUGUGCAGCUGCUAACAUCUUGAAGGACUCUGCUCCAUUGGACACACUUCAGAAAUGCUCAAAACGCCGUUACGUCAUUAGUAUUUAAGAAAUCAUGUUUAUUAAAAUACAAUAAAGCCGAUUCAAUGAUUUUUCUUUUCUCAAA
This is a messenger RNA of Lampris incognitus (smalleye Pacific opah), 1044 nucleotides long. RefSeq names its product transcription factor BTF3 homolog 4-like. NCBI's taxonomy places the organism in Eukaryota, Metazoa, Chordata, Actinopteri, Lampriformes, Lampridae. The record is from RefSeq and is a predicted model, not a curated record. The transcript has 6 exons. The coding region runs from base 137 to 613 and encodes 158 amino acids.